GACAAUUUUCCUCUCCUUGUUUGACACGCCCCUGGAAAGUACAAUAAAGAUUUUAAAUGUUCAAAAAUUAAAUAGGUGCUGAUACGUGGGGAACAGUGGACACAUUCGUUGGAAGGAAUUUUAUUCGUCCAUUUCGUGAACAUCAUGUUGACCCAACAGCAAUUACUAGGCACGACUUUAUUGAAGUGAACGGUGACAAUUUUAUGUUAUGUAUUCCAAAACUUACACAAAUUGCUUGGCAACAUUGUACUUCACUUCCUAAUGAAAAAGGAGAAUUAGAAGAAGUAUUAGCUUGGCAUUGGUUUUGGUUUCUUUUCGGCGUUUAUAUCGCAAUGACUAAUCAAAUUCAUAAAUGGUCGCACAGCUAUACUGGACUUCCUACUUGGGUUUUGGCAUUACAGGUGUUUAUUUUUACUAAUUUAAAAAUGGGUUUUAAAACUUUCAUCCUAUGA
Molecule: messenger RNA, 452 nt
Organism: Meloidogyne enterolobii
Lineage: Eukaryota; Metazoa; Nematoda; Chromadorea; Rhabditida; Meloidogynidae
Source: the annotation of a GenBank genome assembly